AUGGCCACGCAGCAGACGUCAACAGAGCCGCUGCGGCCAGAAACCCACCCGGCGACGGCCCUCACGGCGGGCAACGCAGACACGCUCGCGGUGCCGGGCAUCCAGGUCGACGGGGCGAGCGACGAUGACGAGCGACAGCCGCGCAGCACAACACCCGCCGCCGUCCCCAGCACCAACGCGAGCCGCACCGCCUCGCCCAAUGCGCACGCCAUCUACCCCCAUACGCAGGUCACCUACGACGACCCCGACUUCAGGCGCCCGCCGCCGCUCAACUACUCGCUGCGCACCCGCCGCAAGGCCAUCUUCUGGUUCUGGUUCCUCAUCCUCGUCGACUGCAUCCUCAUGCCCAUUGGCAUGUACUUUGGCAUGUGGUACGGUCUGACGCGCGACCAGCUGUCGGCCAACGCCGUCUUCAGCAUUAGCACCGCCCUGCUGGGAACCGUCUCCAUCGUCGAGUACUUUGUGCGCUUUGCCCGCCUGUGGAGGAAGAACUCGAACUGCCGGGUCAUUGGCGCCCAGAGACAUUAUCUCGACUGGUUCCACUGGAAUCUGUCCGUCGGAUGGUUCUUUGUCAUGAUUGAGCUGAUUGCCGGCACAUGCCCCCACGACCCGCCCAUCCGUGUCCUCGCCAUGCCGGCCCCGACCAUGCUGUUCGCCAUCGGCGUCGAGCUCAUCAUCGUCGACAUCCUCCGCAUCAUGAAGGUCCCCGCGCCCUGCCGCAUCUCGUCCCUGCCUCAGGGCGCCCCUCUCCGCCCCGGCAUCUACGCAUACAUCGAGGACAUCUGCGCUGUCGACGGCUCCGGAGGCACCCAGUUCCGCCAGCGGCUGAACCUGCGAUACCAGGCGAGCAAGGCCUUCCGCGAGAUGCUGCACCGCAUGACGCUGUUCUGGGCCAUUGGCGCAAUCGUGUGCUCCGCCGUCUGCACCGCCAUUGUUUUUACCAUUCAGCGCGAUGCCGCCUACGUCGUCGGCUGGGUCCUUCCCUUCCUCUGGGCUGGUGUAUGGGCCGCCAUCACUAUCCCUUGGGUGCAACGGCAGCUCGCCAAAGAGUACGAGGAGUGGACUACGGCCAACUUCAAGGCCUAA
Molecule: messenger RNA, 1086 nt
Organism: Parastagonospora nodorum SN15
Lineage: Eukaryota; Fungi; Ascomycota; Dothideomycetes; Pleosporales; Phaeosphaeriaceae
Exons: 4
Coding region: 1-1086 (361 amino acids)
Source: RefSeq, a predicted model, not a curated record